Messenger RNA from Theobroma umbraticum, 1266 nucleotides. RefSeq names its product shikimate O-hydroxycinnamoyltransferase-like. The record is from RefSeq and is a predicted model, not a curated record. NCBI's taxonomy places the organism in Eukaryota, Viridiplantae, Streptophyta, Magnoliopsida, Malvales, Malvaceae. Gene Ontology annotation, molecular function: acyltransferase activity, transferring groups other than amino-acyl groups.
AUGGAGAUUAUGAUAAAAGGGUCAACCAUGGUACGACGUGCUCAAGACACUCCAAAACGAAGCCUAUGGAUAUCUAACUUGGACCUGGUGAAUAUAAGAAUCCAUAUUCGUACUGUAUACUUCUACAAGCCAAAUGGUUCUUCUAAUUUCUUUCAGUCGCAACUGCUUAGACAGGCUUUAAGCAAGAUUCUUGUGCCCUUCUAUCCCGUAGCUGGGUGGUUGGGAUGCGACGAAAAUGGGAGGCUUGAAAUUAUAUGCAAGGGAGUAUUAUUCAUAGAGGCUGAAACUGCUUCUGUUAUGGAUGACUUGAUUCAAGAUUUCAGCGAUUCUUCAGAGAUUUCGCAGCUAGUUCCUAUAGUCGAUUAUUCAGGAGGAAUGUCGUCUUAUCCACUUCUCUUGUUGCAGGUAACUAAAUUCAAAUGCGGAGGAGUCUGUCUUGGAGUUGGAUUUCAACAUACUUUAGGGGAUGGUUUAUCUGCUCUUCAUUUCAUCAAUAGUUGGGCUGACACAGCACGAGGCUUGACUCCUAGCAUUACGCCACACAAUGAUCGAACUCUUCUGCAGGCUCGGGUGCCCCCAACUCCUACAUUUCACCAUGUUGAGUACGACCAUCCUCCAUCUUUGAACAACUCAGCUUCCACUUCAGAAUAUCAUCACAUUAAGCCAUCAGCCGUAUCUAUAUUUAAACUCACGGUUGAUCAGCUAAACACCCUGAAAGCCAAACCAAGUGAAAAUGGAGACUCCACAAAAUAUAGUACUUACAAAAUCCUAACUGCACAUUUAUGGCGUUGUGCAAGUAAAGCAAGAGGACUUUCAGAUGUUCAAGUAACCAAGCUAUUGAUACCAGUUGACGGACGAUCAAGAUUGCAUCCUCCUCUCCCACCAGGCUAUUUCGGCAAUACAAUAUUAAUUGCUACACGGAUUGUUCUAGCUGGUGAUCUCCAAUCAGAACCAUUAAUAGACACUGUAAAGAGAAUCCAUGAAUCAGUAAUACAGGUCGAUGAUGAAUACGUGAGAUCAGUACUUGAUUACAUAGAAAAGGUGCCUUAUGUCAAAACACAUUCUUUUCCAUGUCCAAACAUUGAUAUUGUUAGUUGGAUGUGGUUGCCUUGGGGUCGUCCCACAUACAUGAGGCCAGCCAAGAUCAUCCAAGAAGGAAAAUUUUGCAUACUACCAAGUCCAACGGGUGAUGGGAGCCUGUUUCUGGCGACACGCUUGGAAGCCUCUCACAUUGAACUCUUCGAAAAACUUCUGUAUGAAUUCUAA